This is a messenger RNA of Cladocopium goreaui, 747 nucleotides long. The record is from the annotation of a GenBank genome assembly. NCBI's taxonomy places the organism in Eukaryota, Dinophyceae, Suessiales, Symbiodiniaceae.
AUGUACGGGCCGAGACAGCAAGCACACCCGAAAGCUUUCACAGAAGAUUUCGACAUGUUUCUGGUCCCACCAGCUGAGCACCGACGCCUCAUGGCCGGCUACCAGCAACGGCAUGCAGCACGACAGGCCGAAAGAAAGGAGAAGAAGAAAGAAGCCCAAGAGGAGGCGCGUCGAAAAUAUGUUACUCUAAAAAGACAGCUGCAGCAAGCAGCUGCUGCUGCAGAACAGGAACAGGCUGCUGUGGAGGGCGAGACUGGGGAUGAAGUGGUGGUGAAGCAAAUGACCAAAGAGGAGAAGGCCAGACUUCAGAAGCUGGAGCAAGCGGUGUCAGCGUUCACAGAAAAAUCCACCACCAUCCAGAAGAAGAUUCAGACACUGACCACCCAGGCGGAAGAGGCAAAGGACCUCAAGGAGAAGACCGAAGAACGGGUGGCCAAAGCAAAAAAGAUGCUGGAGCAAAAGAAGAAGGAGGCGGAGCAGGUCACCAAAGAAGUGGCGCAAGUUGAGGAGAAGAAGAAACACGUGGUGACGAAGGCGCAGGAACUGACCAAGAAGAAGACAACCUUCAAAACCCAGGCCGUCGAGCGGAAGACCCCAGUUCCUCCGGACCGAUGGCUGGGUGGAAGACAGGGAUUUUGUCCCAAAUAUUGGAGAAAUGUGGGUUUUCACCCGUCACGGCAACACAAUGGGACAAUGAAGCGCACACCAAAACAAAACUUCGAGGAGGUGCACAUUGGGAAGCUCAAG